AUCGUUGUGAAUAAAAAUUUCUGAUUGAAUUUUGAUGUUGAAAACCUGCUAUCUCAUAAUAGAGGACCUCCCUCUAUAUAGGCGCUUGUAUCAGUGUGCCAUGUAUGUUCAGUUCAAUAUGGCGGCGGUCGACCGACGGUAGAAGCGAUCGUGCGGCUCGCCGAGCGGAAUUUAGACGCCUCGAUGUUACUGUACCGUCGUAAGUUCAGGAAACUGAUUAAUAAAUUGCCGGGGAAGGCGCUGGGCGAGUACCGACUGCUGCCGAUAUUCUUCGCCUUCGGGGCCGCCCUGGAAUACUUCAUGAUCCACUGGCAAGUUGGAGAGGUUAACUUCUACAAGACAUACAAGCGCCGGAGGGUAGAGGAGCUGGUGGAGGAGAGGUUAAGGCAGGAGCAGGAGGCCUGAGGACAAUCUUUUCGCGCUUGACGCUCUAUCGCGCGAUGCCAGCCAACAUAUCUACUACGCGGUACAUUGUAUUCUGUGCAGUAG
Vollenhovia emeryi is the source of this 489-nucleotide messenger RNA. Its product is annotated as small integral membrane protein 4. The transcript has a single exon. Bases 184 to 405 code for a protein of 73 amino acids. NCBI's taxonomy places the organism in Eukaryota, Metazoa, Arthropoda, Insecta, Hymenoptera, Formicidae. The record is from RefSeq and is a predicted model, not a curated record.